Molecule: messenger RNA, 1332 nt
Organism: Aspergillus tanneri
Lineage: Eukaryota; Fungi; Ascomycota; Eurotiomycetes; Eurotiales; Aspergillaceae
Product: ferric reductase family protein
Exons: 5
Coding region: 1-1332 (443 amino acids)
Biological process (GO): iron ion transport; copper ion import; intracellular iron ion homeostasis
Cellular component (GO): plasma membrane
Molecular function (GO): ferric-chelate reductase activity
Source: RefSeq, a predicted model, not a curated record
AUGCAAUCCUGGACUGGCGCUGGCCGCCGGGCGGGAGAACUCGCCUUAGUUAACUUGGUCUUCCCUUUAUCGGCCAUCCACCUCAGCUAUCUAGCAGACCUUCUAGGCAUCACGUGGCGCACUUGUUGCAAAAUCCACCGUGCUACUGGCUGGAUGGCCGUUGCUCUGCUGUUAUUCCACGUCGUUGUGGUGGUCCAGGCCCAGGAAUUUAGCUUUCCGCUCCGUGAAAUGCAAAACCUCUUUACUAUGAUUGCUACGAUCUCACUGGGUGUCCUUGCUCUUAUUUCAAUUUCAUGGUUUCGUCGAUGGUCCUAUGAGGUCUUUCUCCGAGGACAUCAAAUUCUAACGGGGCUCUUUGUUUACGGCACCUGGCAGCAUCUUUCAUCCCGGAACCGUUCCUCAAAACUAAUGACCUUUCUCUAUCGAAACGGGCUGUUCGCCGGCCGCGGUUCUCCCAGGGCUGUCGUCUCAUUUAGCACGAAACAAUCUAAUGAGAAAGGCACUGUGGUGACCGCCGCCCAUGUCCGUGUUAUCUUACCUCGACCUGUGAAAUUGGAGGCCGGACAGUAUAUUAACCUCUGGAUGCCAUCAGUCAGUCUAUGGGCUUGGACUCAGACACAUCCUUUCACAGUUACAUCGUGGUCCAGAGGUAGACAGGAGGCCAUGGAACUUCUCGUGCAACCACGCCGUGGUUUAUCUGCAGAUCUUAUUCGCCACUCCCCUGCGGUUGUAGAGAGCUCAGUUUCUUUCUUGGCCUUGUUCACAGGACCACAUGGAACAAGUGAGGAUGUCGGCCACUAUGAAAGUAUCUUGGUGGUCGCUAGUGGAUUUGGGAUCGCAGCCGCAAUUCCAUACUUGAAGAAAAUGAUCUACGGCUAUAACACCUGCACCUCACAGGUUCGCCGGUUACAUUUGGUUUGGCAGGUGGAAUCGAUGGGCGAGAUCGUCGCGGCCCAGGGCCUGCUAAAUAACCUCCUGAAAGAUGAUAUCAUGGAUGAAGGAUAUAUUCUUAAUAUGUCUAUUUAUGUGGGGAAGGGUCUCGGGCAAACUAAAUUACCCUUCGGCCAGCAUAAACGAGCCUGCCUCUACCAGGGUGUGCCAGAUUAUCAAAACAUUAUAUCUCUCGAGGCAUCCGGCGACCAGAUUGAAAGGCUGCCCAAUAUCCGGGACGAGCAAGGUCGGACGCUGGUGAUGGUUUCCGCCAUGGAUGAACUACGGGACCAUAUACAGGAGAUAGUACGAGGACACCUUCAUCAGGGCGUAAAUCUCUCAGAACUGGAGUAUCAACCCAGUUGCAAUGACCCUGUACACCUAACGAAACAUCAGACGUAG